This is a messenger RNA of Nerophis lumbriciformis (worm pipefish), 4422 nucleotides long. RefSeq names its product TOX high mobility group box family member 4 b (gene tox4b). The record is from RefSeq and is a predicted model, not a curated record. Gene Ontology annotation, molecular function: chromatin DNA binding. NCBI's taxonomy places the organism in Eukaryota, Metazoa, Chordata, Actinopteri, Syngnathiformes, Syngnathidae. Gene Ontology annotation, cellular component: nucleus. Gene Ontology annotation, biological process: regulation of transcription by RNA polymerase II.
GGUUCCAUUGAGCAGCCUGAGCCGGGCCAGACCGGAGAUUUGGGUCGGAUGCAACGGUCACGCAGGGUUUCCUGUCGCGUCAAGUAGCUUUAACCGGGCCGCCGGUAUUUUGCCGGCUUGGGGGAGCUCCAGACAAACGGCUGCUGAGUGUGUAGUAGCAGUGACAGCACCGCAACCUUGCGUCAUAUUCGGCUAAAGCUAAACCGCCAUAAGAGAGCCACGUUAAUUGGUAGCUAGCCAGCCCUGUGGACUGGUUUAUUGUUGGGGCGUCCACAUGUUCGAUUACGCGAUCCUCCACAGUGCUGCUGGAUGUUGGCGGAAUCAUCUUGACUUUCAUUUAUAUGUCUUUCAAUCCUGCAUCCACAAUUAGUGCGCAGAGGUUAGCGGGGACAUUGUGAUUAUUAAUUUCCCUGGGAGUUGUCUACCCCAAAAAAAGGAUGGACCUGAAUUUUUAUUCGGAUUUAUCUGGCGGACCCGGGCAGCACGAUGGUGAUCCAGAGUUCUUGGACCCGCAGACCUACAACGGAUUUGACUCUGACAACAAGUUCCCGGGAGGCAGUGACAACUACCUGACUAUUUCAGGGUCAGGCCACCCCUUCCUCGCUCCAUCAGAAACGUUUCACACUCCCAGUCUGGGCGAUGAGGAGUUUGAAAUCCCGCCCAUCUCCCUGGACCCCGAUUCGGCACUUACCGUCUCCGAUGUGGUGUCUCACUUCGGGGAGCUGUCAGACACCAGCACCUCCGACAGUGUGGUGGUGCCCAGGAACGCUGUGGUGGAAGGUGACGACCCGUCCUUCGCCUCAACUUUCGUCCACCCACCCUCGCAGGGGCUGGAGCACCUAAGUCUUGGGGUCAUCAACCAAUCUGGAGGCGCUCUGCUGGGGUCGUCGCUGGGCAUGGAUCUGGGCCAUCCCAUCGGGUCCCAGUUCAGCAGCUCGUCGCCAGUCACGAUCGAUGUUCCGCUGGGAGACAUGAGUCAAAGCCUGCUGGGCUCCAACCAGCUGACCACCAUCGACCAGUCGGAGCUCAGCGCUCAACUUGGGCUUGGCUUGGGUGCAGGGAAUAUUCUUCAGCGCCCUGAGUCGCCGGAGAACCGUCUGUCGGCUACGGCGUCACCCACCAGCUCGCUGCAGGAUGAUGACAUGGACGACUUCAGAAGGAGCAUCCUGGUGGAGUCCCCCAUCACUCAGGCCUACUCUGCCGGGGUCAUGUCCCUUGACCCCACUCUGGCCGAUGCGCCAUUGUCUGCCCCGGCUGCCGGCAUCUCUACAGCCAUCGGUCGGAAAGGAGGCGGUGCCGGAAAGAGGGGAAGGAAAAAGAAGGAGGAAAAGAAAGACCCCAAUGAGCCGCAGAAGCCCGUGUCGGCAUACGCUCUUUUCUUCAGUGACACUCAGGCGGCCAUUAAGGGACAAAACCCCAACGCCACGUUUGGAGAAGUGUCCAAGAUAGUGGCAUCCAUGUGGGACAGCCUCGGGGAGGAGCAGAAGCAAGUUUACAAGAGGAAAAAUGAACUUGCCAAGAAGGAUUACUUGAAAGCACUUGCGGAAUACAGAGCCGGUCUAAAUUCUCAGGCUCCCAUUGAAGUAUUGGACUCAAAACCUUCGCCACCCCGUCGAGCCCCUCCAGCACCUGUUGUUUCCGCCCGGCCCACCAGGGCCCAGCACUACAACCCCGAGGAGAACACUAUCACCAACAUCUGCACCUCCAACAUCAUCGUAGACCUGCCUCAGGUCACCACGCGCUCCCGCACAGGCGCGAUCAAACCACAGCCACCACCUGCCGCCGUAGCUACCCCAAGCCCUCCCACCGUCACCAAGAUCAUCAUCAAGCAGUUGCAGCUGCCCUCCGGCGCCGUCUCUGUCACGGCGAUGCCUGCCUCGUCGCCACGCCAACCACCACCACUGCAGCAGAUGCAGAACACCCCCCCACCGCCGCGGCUGCAGCAGAUGCUGCACGCCCAGGCUCCGCCCCCACUACAGGCUAAACCUCGAGGAGGGGGCGCUGCCGCUGCCACGGCUCCUCCUCCCCUGCAGAUCAAAGUAGUCCCGGCGGCUCGCCAAUUAGAUUCUUGCGAGCCGAUAAUUGUGACGUCGUUGAGCAAAACGUCGGAUGUGACGAUGGAGUUGGGAGAUCUAACUGCCGUGGGGACAAAAGUAGAAGAAGUGGUGGAGGCGGAGGAGGGGAUGCAGGUGGAGGUGAACGUUGCGCCCAGACCUGCCGUCACGACAGCCGCCCAUCCAAACAUUUGUGUACGUGCCGGCUGCACCAACCCGGCAGUGGAGAGCAAAGACUGGGACAAAGAGUACUGCAGCAACGAGUGUGUUGCCACACACUGCAGGGACGUUUUCACAGCCUGGUGUGCCAUCCGAGGGCGGAACUUCACCACUGUCACAUAGUGCGACCCAGGAAAGGUGUGAGUGAGUGAGUGAGUGAGUGAGUGAGUGAGUGAGUGAGUGAGUGAGUGAGUGUGUGAGUGAGUGGUGGCCAGAUGAGGCUCAGGAAUCGGUACAUGUGAGUUUUAUCCCAGUACAUGGGGAGGAACUCAACACUGCUGCUUUACUCUCUCUCCAGCAGGAAGGAGGGAAAACAUCCAACAAAUGUUAAAAAAAAAAAAAAAAGAGACAUUUUAUAAAGACAAUGUUUUUUAAUGAACUUGAAGAAACAUCAAGGAGGAAAAGGUGUUCCAGGGGUUUUUUUUACAGCUCAUUUCAAGGAUUUUGCUGUAUUACAGUGGGUGUGGUGUGCUCUUGUGAAAAGAUGUUUUGCCGUAAACAACAGCUCCUUGGCGUGAAACAUGGAGCAUCACCCCGGGUUUUCACAAGAUGCAUAACGGCUGCUGAACGGCUCCAGAUGUUUUCCAUAUACAUUCUAACCAAUGUGUCACUUUUCACCGCUGGUGGGCGCUCUGUGCACGGCUCGGACAUUCAGAAGCCCCACGCUAAAUAUACGCAGCGCUUCUAAUUUUGCCGGUCGCCGCAGCACGGCGGAUCAAUUUAGCAAAAACGGAACAAAAAGUAAUUCACAAACACAAAAUAAAUGACCCGGUUUACUUUCAAAAUAAAAGUACUAAGUGUUCAAGGCCGUUUGUAUCUUACACCUUGAAACAACCUUAUGGGCAGGGUCAACUUGAAGUCAACUUGUGAAAGGUUUUUUAGACGUUAUUUCAACCCGUUGACACAAUGGAUGAGGGAGGACAUGCUGAUUCUGGAGGACCAAAAUCAAAGAAUCAUUACAGGUGUAGCCUGUACAGCUAUUUAGGGGCCUGUGUCAACUCUGACCUGCCAUGAGGCGGGAGAAGCACGGGAGUGGUUAGUGAAAGUUUGAAGUGUGUGUAAUAACUCGCCAGAGAUAGUGCUGCUGCUGUUGUUGCUUGCUACAAAUCCAAAAAUAAAGUAGUCGUUUUGCAAAGCAAAACUGUUGUCUUUUCCACAAGUGCCGUCUCGGACGGCAAAGCUGGAGAUGUUCUGCGGUGUUGCAGUUCAGCAGCCAUUACGUAUCUUGUGGAAAUCCGGGGUGACUUGAAUAUUUUCGUGCGUCAUCUGCAUGAACACAUUUUUUAAAAUUCCAGACAAAAUGCACAUUCGGCUCAGUUUGGGAAAGAAAAAGAGCUUCACUUAUUGUCUAAACCAGUGGACCUCAACCACCAGUCCGGGGACCGGUAUAAAUUAAAUAAUUUAAAAACAACCGUCUUUCCCAUUUACCAACCAAUAAGCUUGUUCAUAGAUGCUUAAUAAAACUUCUGAUAGGAAGUUGCCAUUUGUUAUAUCUUUGUUACAUGGAACAAUGCACAUUAAUAAACAUAUGAAAUGUAAAUGUGCCAGAUUGUAGCCAAAGGCUAAUAUCUAUCUGCAGUCCCCAGCAGGUUGAUGGUAUGCACUGUGUGGCAUUAACCGCACAGGGCCCAUUUCAUUGGAAAGAAACAAGCCUAGGGCUCCUACUAAUUCAGCGUUAUGGUGAGUUGUAUUAGCUGAAUUUAUCUGCCAAACAUGGAAAAUAAUGCCUACAUUAAACCGGAUACUGGUGCAAAAAAGUUUGGAGACCUGUGGAUUAAACACAUGUUUAGGUUUUGUUUCUCAAGGGGGGUGUUUCAAGGACAACGCAACGAUUUGAAAAUUGGUGCUAAGAUUCAGGAAAGACGAAAAACUGGUUCACUUUCCACCUGUGAGAGUGUUCCCGCUUGGAUUAUUUUUGUACAACUUAUGCAUAUUCAGUGUCACGUGGACCACCUGAGAUGUACAACAAUCAAAAAACUACAUCAGUCCUGUUGACACUACUGGAACAAACUACUUGUCCUUUUUAAAAUGAAAAUGAUACAUUAAUAAUGGGACACUUUGUGCUGAUGGACAUGGGCAGGAAGGAUGGACUGCUUCACUAAAACCUGCAAGUGUUUCUAAUGGUGAAAUAAAAUGUUUUAUGUUUUAA